AAUACAGCGACAUCUAUCUGAAGCGAAUUGAACUAUUUGUAGAGCUUUCCCACAAUCUGCCUUUCAUCGACGCCGAGAGAGCAGAAUACUGGAAAACCAACUUUAUUUUACCGUUACCUAUUACGCUAGCGCCUACGCGAAAUGUUUCAGAAUGAAGGUUCGCCCAUUAGUUUGCUAUUUUGCCACCGGUUACACAUAUAUUGGUGUUGAGAUUUGGAUUUCAGAAGUGUUACUUCAGUCCGCGCUCGUCCGCGCUUUCGUGAAAACGUGUAAGAAAACUGUUGACGCUUUGAACAAUAUAUAAAAUAGAUUAUAACAAUAAAAAAAAUCAUGAUACAUAAGUUUCUACUUCUGACAGUUAUGUGCUGAUAAGCUAGGUUUUAGGAGCUUUAGCUAACCGAAAGUAUAUUGUUUUUAUCGUAAGCAAGGAACUCAUUAAACAGCAUAAACAAGUGAAGAGAUCAUGACCGGUGUAAUUUAAAAAUUAUGGACACCACGGCAAAAAUAUGUGCAACUUCAAAGAGAUGCAGAGCCACAAUAUACAAAAUAGUGAAAAUACCUCGCCAGAAGAAUAUACAGUCGCAGAUGAUUACCUGACUAAUUACUUAUGACUUAAAAAUAAUACAUUACAAUUUACUUCAGAGUGACAUGGACAUAUGUCUCAAAACUUUUAAGAAAAGGAUGCUAAAAAGAAAUUACAAUUGUAAUUUAGCUCGAAAAUCCUUAAAUUUGUAUUGUAUCACCCUCAUACUUUGUCUGUCACUGAAUUCUGUUAAUUCCAACACAACAUAUGUCAGUCGUCAUUUAAGCGAAAAGAGCAGCGUAAGCAGAGAAUUUAACUUCAGUGACAGUGCACGUGACAGUCACGGCUCACACGACGACUACGAGGAACGUGAUACCGAGCAUUCCGAACAAGAGUAUACUAAAGUCAAUUUCGAACAAAAUCCAUUUUACGAUAGUGAUAAAUAUGUACAUAUAAAUAAAAAAAAUUACCCUAACGAGCCCAAUACUUACAGCAACUACGAAGACUACAAACAUUUUUAUUUAAGCCCUUCUAAUCCAUUACCAAAUACGAAUGUAAAAUUUAAAAUAAGUAGUAGGAUAGUUCAGACUAAAUAUGGUAAACUGCAGGGCAUAAUCUUGGGCAUGGAUGAACAUAAAUAUUUAAGACCACUAGAAGUAUUCUUAGGCGUUCCGUAUGCCACUCCGCCAGUAGGAUCAAACAGGUUUAGUCCUACAAGAGCACCAUCACCGUGGGAUGGUGUGCGUGUCUCUGAUCGCCCAGGCCCUGCGUGCCCUCAAAAGUUGCCCGACCUCCACGAUGAAAGGACCAUGUUAGACACUAUGCCAAAAGGCAGACUGGAAUACCUGAAAAGACUGAUGCCUUAUCUUAAAAACCAGAGUGAAGAUUGUCUCUACUUAAACAUAUUUGCGCCCUUGCAAAUGGAUGAACUCAAAUCGGCCAUUCCAGUGAUGGUUUAUAUACACGGGGAAAGCUUUUCGUGGAGCUCGGGAAAUCCAUACGAUGGAGCUGUUCUGGCCAGUUACGAUGAUUUGAUAAUUGUCACCUUAAAUUUUAGACUUGGUAUUUUAGGGUUCCUUAAUGCAAAUCCGACGCCACAUUUAAAAGCCCGGGUAGCGAAUUAUGGUUUAAUGGAUCAAAUAGCUGCGUUGCACUGGGUUCAACAGAACAUUGUGUUAUUCGGAGGUGAUCCAACAAACAUCACACUAAUGGGACACGGCUCAGGGGCCGCCUGCAUUAAUUUUCUCAUGAUAUCACCCACGGUCAUGCCAGGUUUAUUCCACAGAGCAAUACUUCUCUCCGGUUCGGCGCUAAGUUCAUGGGCUAUUGUGGACGAUCCAGUUUUUUACACACUAAAAUUAGCAAAGCAUAUGAACUGUGCCAUCCCAGACGACAUGGCGAAGGAUCAUGAAAUUAUAGUUGACUGUCUCAGAGGUGCCACCACGGAACAAUUGUUAUCAAUAGACAUAUCUCCUCCAAAUUUUAUGACAGCGUUUGGCCCGUCUGUCGACGGAGUUGUUAUAAAGACAGAUUUUGCAAAAGACUUUUUAACCACGUUUCCGACAGGAGAUUUUCCUAGUUUCGGACCGUUGAACAAUAUGAAUCAAAAUAGCAACAUACAUUCCAAGAGAAGUGAUAGUGGAAGAAGACGUUUUCAAAAUAAGUACGACUUGAUGUUUGGAGUUGUAACUAGUGAAGCUUUGUGGAAGUUUUCAGCUCAUGACAUUCAAAAUGGCAUCGAUCCAGACAAAAGAGAUCGCAUGUUAAGGACGUAUGUGAGAAAUUCGUACAUGUACCAUUUAAAUGAAAUAUUUUACACCAUAAUCAACGAAUAUACAGACUGGGAAAAAACGAAUUUGAUCAAUACAAGAGAUUCGACUGUAGCAGCGUUUUCAGAUGCUCAAUAUGUGGCACCAUUAGUCCAAAGCGGAGAUUUGCUCAGCGGAGGACCUAAACCAGCACCAAGUGACGAGGACGGGCCGCGUCGACCAACUAAGACAUUUUUUUACGUGUUUGACUAUCAGACGAAAGACGGUUUUUAUCCACCGAAAAUGGGCGCCGUCCACGGUGAAGAACUGCCAUAUAUUUUCGGAGCUCCAGUCGUGGAAGGGUUUGGUCAUUUCCCACAGAAUUACACGAAGUCUGAGGUUGCAUUGUCCGAAUCCAUGAUGCUCUUUGUAUCUAACUUUGUGAGAACUGGAAAUCCAAACGACAAUACCAGACAGGAGGUUUUGUUGCCAGCGUCGAGGGAGCGUAAUAAAUUUCGAGGCAUAAAUUGGGAAGAGUACGACUCCACGCACCAAAAGUACUUAGAAAUAGGUAUGAAGGCGCGUCUGAAGAACCACUUUAGAGCCCAUCAACUUUCUGUGUGGCUGAGGCUAGUCCCCGAGUUGCACAGAGCGGGAAUGGAGGAUAUCGCUACUCGACAUAACCUGUUUAAAAAUCAUAAUGAGCAAGAACUAUACGAAGGCAUCGUCAGGCCUGACCCUUUGGCGAGAAAUAUCAACGACAACGAUCAAUUGAAACGAGUAAAUGGAUCGGUUUACGCUGACGCGGCUUUGACUACCGUCGAUACUAUUCUGGCGACAUGCGUUACGCUAUUACCGAAUAGUAGGGACGUACAAACGUUGAAUGCCACAGAAAACACUUUAGCUAAUUUGGAGGCAGCAGGGUACGCCGCCUAUUCAACGGCAUUAAGCGUUACCAUAGCUAUAGGUUGCUCACUAUUGAUUUUAAAUGUUCUGAUAUUCGCUGGAGUAUACUAUCAGCGAGAUAAAUCUAGGUCGCGGGGAAAACAACAACGCUUUAAUGAAAAACACUUUGAGACUAUCUCUGGAAAACAUUCACAUUACCACAUAGAUCCGACGCAUACUCCUAGCUUAGUAGUAGAUGUGGAAAGACACAAUCGGAAGAAGCAUCAAAUGGGUAGUGAUUCUCACUUGGCUAACCUGAACUUUAAAGGUCCGCUGAACGUACCGAAAUCGCCACCGAGUCCGUCACUUAGUAUAGAAAAUAUGAUGAUACCCACCAAAAUUGGAAGUAGAAACAGUAGUUUUAGAUUGCCCAACGUGAGUUAUACUCAUAUGGGUGGAUACGGCACGAUGUCAAAGAAUUUGAACCAGUUUAAUAACUCGCCGCCCUCACAGGAGUUGAGACAGCAGAAAUUCCUGCCUCCGAACGGUUCGGCUUCGCAGGGCUCCCCCUUAGGGCGGGAGGACGCAGCGAGAGGGGGGCCUCAUGCCACUCUCCGGCGCGGAAAGAGCCCCCACCACGCCUCGAGUCUGCCACAAGCAGCUAUUGACGAAAUGAGAGUGUGACAGUUAAUUAUGUUUGACUCUACUUAAAAACUCUGUAAAUAUUUCAACAUGUGACUUGAAUAUAUUUUGAAAUAAAACUAUGUACAUAUUGGCUGAAUUUCGUUUGUUAACAUGAACUCGUAUUUCUCAAUUACUUGAGUAUUAUAAAAUUAUAUGUAAUUA
This is a messenger RNA of Cydia splendana, 4002 nucleotides long. RefSeq names its product neuroligin-4, Y-linked-like. The transcript has 11 exons. The coding region runs from base 649 to 3840 and encodes 1063 amino acids. Gene Ontology annotation, cellular component: synapse; cell surface; postsynaptic membrane. Lineage: Eukaryota; Metazoa; Arthropoda; Insecta; Lepidoptera; Tortricidae. Gene Ontology annotation, molecular function: signaling receptor activity; neurexin family protein binding. The record is from RefSeq and is a predicted model, not a curated record. Gene Ontology annotation, biological process: chemical synaptic transmission; synaptic vesicle endocytosis; neuron cell-cell adhesion.